This is a messenger RNA of Aricia agestis (brown argus), 3897 nucleotides long. It is a transcript of the gene chas, whose product is annotated as serine/arginine repetitive matrix protein 2. Bases 160 to 3546 code for a protein of 1128 amino acids. Lineage: Eukaryota; Metazoa; Arthropoda; Insecta; Lepidoptera; Lycaenidae. The record is from RefSeq and is a predicted model, not a curated record. The transcript is spliced from 12 exons.
CAUGUUAUGUUGUUAUGUCCGCCGACGGCCGCGCGCGCGCCGAUACGACCCGAUACGAAUUGAAUGAACGAAGUGAAUACGAAGUGCAAGUGAAGUGCGAGUGUGAGUGAAAAGUGUUCGGAUAUAGUGAAGUGUUCACUGGUGUUGUGAUGCGCCACCAUGCCUGGUCCAGCUGUUAAGGACCUGGACUCCGUCAUCCCCCACGGACCUGCCAGCUACGAGGAGGUCCUGGCUACUGCUGAACCAGGAGAGACAAUAGCAACUACCAAAGAAGAGGAAUGGGUUACCAAGAAGACAAGUGAAGUUACCACAACCCGACAGAUAGCUACUAGAGUCAAGCGCGAGUUGCUGCUAGAAGAUGGCAGAAUACUCCAAGACUCGGGGCCCAAGAUCUCAACUUCUGUCAACGAGGAUACACACACAACGAACUUGCUACAAACUGAGCAUCGAGUACCUGAAAACCAAAAAGAGAAUGAGAAGGCAGUCGCCGGCGAGAUCGCAGACGCACCUGAUGCGCUCGACGCAUCCAUAGACGGCGUGAUCGCGCCUGUCGACGCUAAGGUGCUGGUGUCGUCGAAAGUCGUCGCCAACCCCGACGGCAAAGUGAGAGAGAAGAAGGAGAGGAAGGUCCUCACGCGCAACGUCACGGAGAGAGUCAAGGAGACGGAGGAGAGAAUACACAAAGGCGACACUACGCAUGAUGCUCUGAUAACAGCAGUCAACGAGACGAGUGAGGAUGACAUCCGCGACGCCCUGAGGGCGCAGACGGAGCAGCAGCUCGCCCUCGUGCCCCUAGGGCCCGUGCUCGUCAAGGACACCAUCGCCUUCAAUACCACUGUCACUACUGAUGACACGGAGGAGCUGCGGGCGCUGCGUGCGGACGGCACGCUGGUGACGGAGACCAGGCACACCACGGAGCAGGAGAAACUGUGCGACGAGCAGCUGCCAGACGACGAGGCAAAGUCUCUACCGAGCGACAAGAGUGUGGUAGAAGAGAAGAGCGGGAGGGAGAGGAGGAAGCGAGUGGAGUUGGAGAAGACCACCGACCUCAUGGCGGGCGGGCUACGCGUCGCCACGCAGAUACACUCGCGUACGCGGACUGAGGAGGUUGAAAGAGAAGGCCAACCUAACAUGGACGAGGACUGGGACAGCCUAUCCGUGCGGAUGCGACGACAGCGCCGUCUGCGGCAGAAUGAACACGAGAAAGACUACGCGGCGAGGCCCCUGGACUUCGACAUAGAGGAGGAGACCCGCAAGAAGGAGACGUCCAAGUGGCUGGAGAGCCACUUCGGCAGCGACUCCCGCUCCUCGCACGACUCCAUCGCCGAGGAGAUCGGUCGCCGCCCUGACUACAAGAAGCCCGACGACGAGGGCUACUACGGCAAGACCCGGCCCUACGGCGACCGCGUCCUCCGCAAGACCAAGUCGUCCACGCCGUCCGACGAGAGACCGGAGCCGGGGAACCGGACGGGUGGAUACUUCAAAGGAGUGGCCGACUGGUCCCAGCGGCGCGCGACUAAGCCCAGGAUGCCGGAGCCCCGCAGCACGUCCCCGUCCCCGCCCGCCGCCCGCUCGCCCUACGCCAGCGACGAUCGCCUCAAUGGAUCCUCGCCCCGACACAUCUACAAGCGGGACUCGCCCCAGGGUCGGACUUCCCCGAUCCUUCGUCGCCAACCUCCCUCGCGCGAUGACUCGGCGUACGUAUCGUCGUCGACCAUGCACAGCCCGCCGCGGGGCUCGCCGUUCAGACCAGUCGAGGGCGACCGCUACCGGGAGCCGUCGGUCGAGGACGAGUAUCGGCCGCCGGUCGCGCCCGAACGGAAGAGGGUGUCCAAGCAGCGGAAGUCCGAGGAGAUCCGCUACGAGAAUAGAAGCUCGUCCAGGAACGGCACGUCCCGGGACAGUCGCGAGGUGGUCGAGCCGCCGCCGGACUACUCCCCGCCGCGGGAGCGCCGAGGCAGCUCCGACCGGGAGCGGACGCCGCCGCGACGCCGAGAAAGGGACGAGAGGAAGCAGCACCAGAAGACGAGGUUCGCCGACAACGGCCGACGCCCGUCGCCAGCGCGGAAGGGCGUGGGGUCGGCGAUCGGGAACUCCAUAAGGAAGUUAGUCGGCAAGAUCCGAUCGGCGUCGGCGGAGAGGAAGGCGCGGUGGCGCAGCAGGACCCCCUCGCCGGAGCACUCGUCGCGCACGUACCGGCAGUACGGGGGGGAGCUGGCCCCUCCGGCCGCGCCCCCCGCGGCGCCCCCGCACCGCUACUACCUCGGCGAGGACCCCUUCGCGCCCAGCAUCUACGGCCGCGAGCACAAGUACGAGGGCAGUGCGAGGCGCGCGCCCGCCACAGCUGACAGCCGCGAUCACCGCGACAGGGGCCAGUACUCCAGCACACUCGGGCGAUUCAGUCACUCCACGAGCAGAUUGAACCUCAAUAGCGAGCCGGAGGAGGACUACUCCCGCAGCGCACAGACCCUGCCGAGGAAACUCCACGAGAGGAAGGAGAAGCCCACCGAGAAACAGAACUCCAAAUACUGGCACCGGCUCACGCCCAACAAGCGGUCGACAAGCGCCAUCAACAUCUCCAACAAGCCAUCCACAUCCCCAGAGCGUAAAAUUAACGGGUAUCCUCCCGGCCCCGCGAAACCGGCCCGGACGUAUAAAGGCCUUAACCGAAGCAAGAGCUUUGCCAUGGGAGCACCGGAACAGGACACCCACCCACGCUACGUCCCCGGCGUCAGCCGCAACUACUCCACCAUGUACAAGUCCAACCCCCACCUCAGCAAGCUGGACGAGAACGAGCAGCUCAAGAGCCCGGGCAUCGUCUCCAUCAUCAACCGCAGCCAGCGGGAUUUAGCCGACGCCGUGUCGAGGGAGACCGAGCGCCGGCGCGACGGGCUGUUUGGGGCGAGGUACGGCAAGACCGCCCCCCUCGCCAACGGCCACACCAACGGCUACAAGUAUGAGGAGACGGAUAAGAAGAAGAUGUUUCUCAAGGGCCUGAGGGAGCGCGCGCCCGAGCUGUACCAGACCCUGCACGCCGAGGACGAGUCCGAUGGCAGCAGGCUGUCCUCCCGCUACAACACCCCGUCCCCGCACUACAAGGACCGGAUAUCGGAGGAGCGCCGGACGCCGCUCUACAAGACCGACUCGCUCAACAGAGAAUCUAGUCCGUUCGUCUCGAGGUUGGAGACCAGGCUCAAGGCUCCCGCGAACAGGAGGGAGAGCAACAGCAGCGACAACUACUCCGAAACGUACAGAUACACCACGCGGUCCGGCGACCCGGAGCGGCCGAGCGUCACCGACACGGUGGAGACCGUCAGCAAGAAGGUCAUCCCCUCCCGUGAUGGGCGGUCCAAGGAGGUCAUAGAAUCGAGGGAGGUGAACUCGGUGACCAAGAGUCGCGGGUACAAGGAGCCCGUCGCGAGCGUCAAGUACUACGACAAUGGAGUUCGUCCCCUAGCGUACGAGAGCCGAAACGGCACGGCCCCGCUUUACUCCGAGCGGAGACGGCACAACUACAAGGUGACAGAGAAACUCAGAGAUUACUGAGUAGCGUGUAAAGUUUUCGUUUGCCAUAUUCAAAUAUACCUUAUUCUUUGAGUCAUAUAGACUGAAAUUGAGGAGCACUAGACGUAAGCUAUCGUAGACUACAUUCGUUAACUCCCGUUAAUAAAAUGUAUGUUGCUUCAUGUAAAAAGUCAUAAUUUUAUUAAUUUUAUUCCAAGUGAUUUAACUCCGUCCGAUAUAGAAUUUUCAUUAACUUGUUACUUGUCAAUAAUUUUGUAACUUUUAUAAUAAUCUAAUGUAAGUUAAUUUUUAUAAUGUAUCCGAAAAAUAUAAUAUUAAUACGCACUAAGAUGGCCGUUUUAUUGCAGUUUUUGUUAAUUUAGGACCUGUUUC